Molecule: messenger RNA, 6833 nt
Organism: Vitrella brassicaformis
Lineage: Eukaryota; Vitrellaceae
Source: the annotation of a GenBank genome assembly
CGCACUCUGCGCAUCUGCGAGCCACGCAUCCCACAGACUAGCCCUCCAGGCCGCCAUCAGAAUGAUGCUCAUCCAUCGUCCCUCUGGUCAUCCAUCGUCCGUCUGCAGGUCGGGGCAGCAGAUGGAGUGGGGCGGCGGGAAGCUCCAGUCCAUCUCGUGGAAGGCCACACGCAGCCGACUCCGGGUGUGCUGGCUGGUCCCGGCCUCCUGGGUGAGGGCCAGCAGGCUCUCGCGCACACGCGUGCACGCCUCUUGCAGCGUGAUGGACACACCCUCACACAACACCUGCACACACAGACACAGACAGACAGACAGACAGACAGACAAAAGAGAGAUGUCAUGGCUGUGUUGUGUGUCCGUCUCUCGAUGAUGGCAUGGCUCUCUCAGCUCACGAUUGGUGCGUCCUCGAGGAAUUCUCCGAGCGGCCCGGCCUCGUCAAGCGCGUCAGCGACCCAUUCGAUGAGCUUGCCGGUGCUCUUGAGGUCGUUGGCGCGACCCACCAUCAACUUAGGCAGCGUCACGCAACCCCCACCACCCACCGGGCUUCUCUCCUGACCGUUCUCUAGCCCCGUCAGUGUGGUGGACUGCACGAGUGUCAUUCGCGUGUUCUCUGCCAGCUGGUGGUGCACGAGGGCGGCCGUGAAGAUUCGCAGAGGGGGGCUGCUGGGGACGGGGAAGAACAGGCCGAAGGGCACAAGGGGGUCGGCGCUCUCAAGGGCAUGCUUUCGACGCGCGUCGCGUGAAACGCCUCUAUAAGGACAAGGAGGGGGAGUUCGCGGACGGACAGGCGAGUGUGCGUGUGUGUGUUGGGGUGCGUGUGUGACUGAGCUGACCUUGGCGAGCUCCAGAGCUUAGAUGAAGUGUUGUUGGCUGCGGGUGGCGAUGUGUGUGUGCGAAGGAUGAGGUGCUCGAUGUCCAGCAGACUCAGCAGACAUCCGUCGACGUCCAGCGUGCUCUUGCUGAAUGAAUGGAACACACACGUCAGUCAAUCGACACAGACACAGGACAGGACAGGAGGCGAUCGUUCUUCAUCUGUACCUCCCUCUCUCUGUGUACCGACCGUAGUAAUGUGGUCCACGAGUGGCUCCACCCGAGAAAGCCAUAGGGGAAGGGACGCACACACACCUGAAUAUACACACACACACACAGAGGAUUAUCCAUGCCAUAGAACAUCUAGCAGGUGUCUAGACAUCACUUACGGCAAGGAGGACGCCCAGGUUGUGUGCGUUGAGCCAGAAGGCCAGCCUCUCGUCGUGUGUGAGCGUCGACGGAUCCACCCGCUGCAGCUCGGCACACCGAAUCCUUAGCGAAGAUACCUUCCUCUGCACACACCGCCCGCACAUAAGCACAAAUGGGGGGAUGUGUAGAGCAGAGCACUCAUACCAACCAACACCGACCUGGUUGUCGGGGUCGUUCUGCACCUCCCUCCACCUCUUGAGCCGCCAGCCCUCACCCCUCCUCUCGCCCGCAGUGGCCCUCGGCGACUCAGGUAGCGACACACCGCCCGCAACCGCCAUAGCGAAACCAACCCCACUUUCUGAUGGUGCUGCCGCUUCUGCAUCCCGCCCAGCCGCCUCCUGUUGUCGGUCCGUCAUGGCUUCCUCAAGCCACCGGUGUGUGAGCUCCGCUGCAGACAGCAGCAGCUCAGUCACCACAACUAGUGGGAGGCGACUCGUGCCUGCAAACGAAAGGGACCCGAUGAAAUCUGCGCCUAGUGAGUAUUGGCAGCGUGCAUUCAUUCUCACUUUUGCACAUUCUGCUUCGGUUGAGGACCGGCGAGUCGACGGGGAAUGCGUACCACUCCACCACCCCCUCUCCCCCGCUAUGUGGCGAUGUUUCGCUGCCCGGCCAGCCGAGCCCCAAGCCGCCGGCAGCCGACCGACGGCGAGGUGAUGAUAUGGGGGAGGAUGGACGAAGGAGGGAGAGAGGGGGUGGGGAGGGGCUGGAAGGAGCCUCGCGGGCGAGGGCGGCAAGCUGACGGCGAGAAGACAGCAGCAGUGAGAUGAAUGCCCUCAACGUGCGUUGGUGUGAAUGGGUACCUGGUGGACCUUGGGUCCAUACUCCACCACUGCGAUGGUCCAAAUCAGCUCUGCAGACCGACAACAUACAAUAUAUAUGUGUGUCCACAUGAAUCCUCCACCCUCCCAUCCCACCCUGUUGGCUCACCGACAAUCUCCCCGAUUUGCAUGGCUUCUUCCUGGACAGCGUGGUCCAGUGCCGUCCCGUCACAUGCCGCAGCGUUCAGAGGGAGCCGGGGCACCCGCAUCGCCAUCGCCAUUGCCGUGCUCCUCACAGAUGGCGCAGACGAGAUGUGACACGGCCGCAUGGACGAACAUGAUGGCGGUGCGUGUGCGUGGGGGUUGGCGAGCGCUCGGAUUUCCUCUAGGAGGGUGACGAGAGAGGCGACUGAGCUCUCGCUGUGGGACAUUUUCUGGCCACACGACAGGGGAAAGGAUCGUGUGCAGAUCGAUGGUGCGAUUGGAUCUGACCUGAAUGAGCCGUGAGAGCCGCCACAGUGGCAGAAUGGACGGAAGCGGAGGCCACACAGUCAGCAGAAGCCUGCAUAUGCACCACACAAACAUCAAAGGGUCAUUCAUCGACAUGAAGGAAGAAGUACUUGUUUCUGGACGUGUUCCCUUGACGCACCUGAUGACUUCUAUAGGUUCAGCGCCCACCCUCUCCAUGAGGUGGCACGCCAUCCCCAGCACGCUCAUCGGCACACUCACAAACUGAUGGCCCCCGUCGUCACCGCUCGCACACCGCUCCACAGCCGCCAGCAGGUCAGGGAUGGCACGAACCCACGGAGAGGGCGAUGGCGACCGCGACGGAGAUGCCUCCGCAGCUGCUCUGCCGUCUUCUGGCGUGUGGCGACCUCGGUCAAGCGCCUCAAGACGCGUGUGGCCUCGGCGAAGAUGACCGCCAGAUGCACGGAGGGCGCUGUCAAAGGACAAACAACACAUGCGUGUUUUGUAGAUGAGUGCGUGUUCGUGUGGGUGCGUACCUGACGAACAGGUGGGGCAGUGGGUGCUGGUAGUGCUCAUCAUCCUGGCCGCCUCUCUUGUUGACAGCAGCAGCGGCAGCUGGCAGGUUGUCACACAACGACUCCUUGCGAUUAUUGACAGGGAAGGGGGGAAGUGGGGUAGUGGGGGUCGUGUCGUCAACCGCCGGCAGCAGAUGGGGGCUGGAAUGAAGACGCAACAUGAACCGCUCCAUCCUUCGGGGCUGUCUGCGACCACCCAAAGGCGCCAUCGGUGAUCGUGGUGGGAUCUGUAUGGGCGGCGGGGGACGGAUCUGCCUUGUGGGUGGAGAAGGUGACUGCGGCUCUUGUGCAGCAGAGGGGAGAGGAAGCGGCGGGUUGGGCGCCCAGUGAUAACCCAGCACCUGACACACACACAGGCAAGGAGACAAUGAGACAUGAAGGACGUUCGUCGCAUGCAUGGCACGGCACGCCUACCUGCACAUUGGGGUCAUCCCUUGCGGCCGUCGUUAUCCCCAUCAGGGGGUCUGGUCCAUCAUCCUCCCCUCCACCCGUGUCUUUCUCUCGCCUCCUCUCCUUCCUGGGCGAGAGAUGCAGCCGACCCACAUCCCGCUCGCCUCUCUUCUGCUUCGCCGCCUCGGUGUCACCAGACGACCAAAACAGAUGCAGCUCCACACGUGGGGGCGGGUCGGGCGGUGGGCAAGGCGAGAUGGGGUCGUCCAGUGGCUCGUCAUUGCGCAGCAGUAGCAGUGCACCGGUCCAUGAUGGUUGGCUGGGCGGUGGUGGUAACGGGGUGGCGGGGAGGAACGCAUCGAGUGACGACCACCGACGGGUGACCGUGACAUGCGGCUGAGGUGGCGAGGGUGGGGUAGAACGCGAGUCGGUCUCGUCUCCUUUCUCUCUCUCGACGAGUCGCCUCCCGUGCGCCAGGGCACUUUUCAGAAACGACAUCCGAAGCCCCUCAGGAUAUGCCGAGCCGGCGCCUGCUCUCCUCUGGUCGCAAUGGUCGUCCUUCAUGCUGGGCGGCCUGGGGAAGGGCGGCAGUGGUGGGACCUGUGUGAGAUGUGUGGCUGCCAGCUCUGGGUAGAUGGAUGGGAAGUAGUGGUGAAGACACAACUCGAAGGACGAGGGGCGAAAAGCCGUCACCGCCUCCAGGAAUGCCAACCAGCAGUUGGUCCUGCAAACAAGGCGCGCACGUGCACGGCACAUACACAGCAACCGAUAUAGAUGCCCUGAGUUCCCUCACCGGAAGAAUUCUUGGUAGAACGGCACCACUUCGGGCAUCAGCCCAUCCACAAACGACUCAUAGGGAAACUCACUAGCACCCCCGCCGGCACCCCACCCCCUGCAGUCAUCCCUCAGGCCGCGGCGCACCACAUCACACCCAUCCGUGAAGCUCGACCGCUCACGCAGCAGAGGGGGCGACGGCGGUGAGGGCGGCGCGGGCAGACCGGAGGGGAGAGAUGGCCGGGGAGAUGAGCGCGGUGACGACACGGAUGAUGGAGGAUGGUCGAGCGCAUAGAAGACGUCUUGCAGGAGCUCGCCAGUGAACUUAAGGAAAGCCAGGCGCACGUAUGCGUUGAAGUGGGGCUGGCACUGGUCGUCUGCGGGGAGAGGGGGCGGGGGCGGCAGAUACGCGUCCUCCGCAAAUGCGCGACCCGAUGACCUGAGGUAUACACAGAUAGAGACAUUCAUUGUGUUCUGUGCGUACGUACGCAUGUGACACAGGCUUACGAGGGAGUCGGUGUGACAGCGGAUGGGAUGCGCCGUCUGGGUGCUGCCGCGGGUGUGGGUGAGAGCUCAGGGCUCCCCAGAUGGCUGGACGACGGUGCGAAUGAGCUAUGGGUGGGGGAGGAAUCCUCCACCACAUUGUUUACAUGCUCGUGAUGGUGGCUCGAUGCGGCUCCCACAACGGGCGAUGGGUCAGCCAAGUCCAGCCGGUCGAUGAACGGCAUGCACACGGCCUGAUACAAUGAAAUGCCGGCACAGAGUCAUACAACGCGGGCAUCUUCAUCCAGCCACCCACCCUUUCACAGGCAUCCCAUCCCACCUGCAGCGCCCCGAUCAGGUCAUUCUCAGCCCUUUUGGGCAUGCUGGGCACGUCUGCGAGCGCGGGCUGCCCAGGCGGAGACACCACGGCACCCCCGUCUAGGUCGAACAGGAUGUAGUCGCACUGCGGCGAGCCGUCGAAAGAGAUUGCACUGCCGAAUGUGUGUGGGAGGUGCGCUCCAGGUGUCUUCAGGUAGCCGUAGAAGAAUGGCGGGGGAGCCUACGGAACGAGACGAGGGAGGGGAGCUCGGUAGGUAGGUGUGUUCUCUUCUGUCUGUCUGUGCUGGCUCUCUGCUGACCUACCUCUAGGAGCUCUGCUCGAUGGACGAUGGGCAUGUAGCUGUGCUGCCUGGCACACCAACAUCACGCUGAAUUGCAGUGUGUGUACGUGGUCGUCUCCUUCCGUACCAAUGGAAAGGAUACAGCAGUGCCUUGGCGGUUUCGGCUGCACACGUGAGCAAGUGCGCUGACCGCGACGCCAGUACCACCUACAGCACACACACACAGACACACACAUUUGCUGCUUUGAGCGAUUAACGACAUGUAUAUGAAGGUCUCACUUUGCGUUCCAGCAGCAGCAGCUUCAUGAGGAAGUACACAGCCGACACCGACAGACAUCUGCACACACGUGUGUGCCACAGCAAGGAGGUACACACGCUGGCGGUACGCAAUUGGUGGCCGUGUUGGUAUAUGUCACCUGAAGAGGAGCUGCAUGGGCAGGUCGCACAGUGGCAGCUCCCAGGGAAAAGGCUGCUCCACGCCAAACGAACCGUCAUCUGCACACACCACAAAUGCACAAAUGCAUAUCCAAUCCAUUCCCUUGGCAGAGCUUGUGACUUACCGAUAUGCAUGACGACCGACGUCCCCGGCGCAGGAGAGGGCACGUCCAACAGCCAAUGCAGACACGCCACCCAUCCAGCCACCUUUUGCCGAUACCAAAGGCCAUACGCACCAUCUCCGUCCGUCUGUGCCUGUCCUCCGCCCCCUUGCUGCUGCUCGUCCUGCUCCUGCUCGUCGAAAUGGUGCCAGACAUAAUGCAGCAGCCGCCUCAGCGUGUGGAGCGCAUUCACGUGGGAGAGCAGACACAGCACCAGGGGCAGGUAGAGGACGGAAGAGCUGCUGCUGUUGCCGUCCGCUGUGGCUGCGUCAUGCUCCUGCUGUUCUUGUUCCAGUUGCUUGCAUGGGAGGUACUGAAUGUAGAGGGAAACGUAUGUGCGCUGUGUGGCGAUGUCGCCGAGGACGACGCACGCCUGCCGGUUGGGGGGCGGGGCGGCCGAGCGGACGAUCUUCAAACCGUGAGGGAAACACAACUGACCGACAGACAGACAGACAGACAGCGGAGGUCCCAUGCAUGUGUCUGUGCAGCUGAAACGCGUACCUGCGGUAGUGUGCGUGCUUGUUCCCUGAAAGUGUUGCUGUUUGGCAGGUGUGCCAUGACUUGGCCCCUGACGGCCACACUCUCCCUCUGCUGCUGCCACAUCGACGCCAACACAUCCUCCAGACCCACUGCGGCCGACGCGAAUGACGCCGUCCCGCUGUUGGCCUCGCUCAGCAAUGAAUCAUCCCCGUCGGCCGAUUCACCAUCGCCACAUAGCUCGACUGCAGAGGGCACUCCUAUCAGUGCCACGCCUCGAAUGAGCGACAGGGCUGACAGGAUAGAUAGACACGCAGGAGAUGCAGACCGACGGAGAUAUCGAUCAUGAAUGAACGAAUGUGUGAGUGUUUGUGUGUUACGGUUUCUGUUUCUCCAUAGCUCCGACAGGGGGAAGAUGGAGGAGUGCAUUUUGCAUUCGCGACGGGUCAAGUG